Xenopus laevis (African clawed frog) is the source of this 1926-nucleotide messenger RNA. RefSeq names its product adenylate kinase 1 S homeolog (gene ak1.S). Gene Ontology annotation, molecular function: dAMP kinase activity; nucleoside monophosphate kinase activity; nucleobase-containing compound kinase activity. The coding region runs from base 39 to 1712 and encodes 557 amino acids. Gene Ontology annotation, biological process: nucleoside triphosphate biosynthetic process; ATP metabolic process; ADP biosynthetic process. NCBI's taxonomy places the organism in Eukaryota, Metazoa, Chordata, Amphibia, Anura, Pipidae. Gene Ontology annotation, cellular component: cytoplasm. The transcript is spliced from 14 exons. The record is from RefSeq and is a predicted model, not a curated record.
UGAAGAGUGAGAGACCAGGGACUGGCCGGAGUCGCAGUAUGAACAGCAGCCAGGCUAAGGAUUACCUGACGGACAGGCACAUCCCCAGGCUUUUUGAGAGUCUGUUGACCGGACUCAUGUAUUACAGGCCAGAAGACCCCAUCAGCUAUAUGGAACUGUGUCUGCAGAGGGUCCGGGAUAUGGGAGGGCCAGAAAAGGUUCAGUGGGACACUUUCCUAAGCCGCAAUUUACCUCCCAUCAAUGGAGGGCAGGGAAAGAAGACACCACACAGGACAGAAGGCCUCCCUGCUCCACAGAUGCGACGCUAUGAACGUCUGCCCCCCAUCCAGUCACAGUUUUCAAUUGAUAGUGAUUCAGACAUGACAGAAUCUUCUGGUCUCAUCCAAGAAUAUGAUGUAUUUGACCCAAACAGGGAGAGACCCAAAAUCAUCUUUGUUAUAGGUGGUCCUGGCAGUGGCAAGGGAACACAGAGUACAAAGAUGGCUUCCCACUUUGGCUUCAUCUGUGUUUCUGUUGGCGAGAUCCUGCGCAAACAACUGAUACAUCAUGCCAGUAGCGACCGCAAAUGGGAGUUAAUAGCACAGAUCAUCUCCAAGGGAGAUCUUGCUCCUCCGGAGACAACAAUUGAAGAGUUGAAACAACAGUUCAUCAAUCAUCAGGAUGCAGCUGGUUUCAUAGUUGACGGCUUCCCAAGGGAUAUUGGACAAGCCUUUACUUUUGAGGAGCAGAUUGGAUCACCAGACCUGGUCAUUUUCCUGGCUUGCUCUAGUCAACGGCUGCGACAGCGUUUGGAGAGGCGAGCAGCUCAACAUGGCCGGCCAGAUGACAAUGCUCAUGCCAUCGACAGGAGACUUGAUACCUUUAAACAGAACCUUCCCUUGAUUGUCAAGUAUUAUCAGGAUAAAGGACGUAUUGCUAGGUUUGAUGCAGACAGAGAAGAGGAUUCCAUAUUUGAGGACAUUUGCUGUGCUGUGCAAGGGCUUCUCUUCCCAAAUGGCCUGGGGAUGCAAGAGUUCUUCCAGCAGAGUUAUCGUGCCUCUUGUUCUGAGGACUCCAAAGGACAGCAAAGAGAGGUGGAAUUACCACAACAGGAGAUAGAAGUUGUCUUUUCCCCAGAACACACCGAAAUGGCAGAUAAACUUAAAAACAGCAAAAUCAUCUUUGUCGUGGGUGGUCCAGGCUCUGGCAAAGGGACACAAUGUGAGAAAAUUGUGCACCAAUAUGGCUACACUCACCUGUCUACUGGCGACCUGCUGCGAGCAGAGGUGUCCUCUGGAUCAGAACGAGGGAAGCAUCUGUCUGCCAUCAUGGAGAAAGGAGAGCUGGUACCAUUGGACACAGUUCUGGACAUGCUAAAAGAAGCCAUGAUUGCUAAAGCAGACACCUCCAAGGGAUACCUCAUAGACGGUUACCCUCGGGAGGUCAAGCAAGGAGAAGAAUUUGAAAAGAAGAUUGGGCCUCCCUCAUUGCUCCUCUACAUUGACGCCGGUUCAGACACUAUGGUCAAGAGGCUACUGAAGCGUGGGGAGACCAGUGGCCGAGCAGAUGACAACGAAGCUACAAUCAAGAAGCGUCUGGAGACCUACUAUAAAGCUACUGAGCCAGUCAUUGCCAUGUAUGAGGGAAGAGGCAUUGUCAGAAAGAUCAACGCAGAAGGAAGCGUAGAUGAUGUCUUCAAACAAGUCAGCACUGCACUAGAUGCUCUGAAAUAAGCGGUUAUUGAAGGAAAUAUGCUUCAUAUCUGUGUCUUAAAGCUUCUGGUUUUUGAAUCCUUAAUUCUGGCACAUUUCAUGCAUUCGUGUCAUAGGUUUUACCAACAUUUGGGAAGACUUAACAGGGGUUUUGUGCCUGGGGGCUGGUAUCGUCGGUACAUAAUGAUAAAUGCCUGCUGAGGGCUGAAACUGUCAAUAAACAUUCAGUUUUGCA